This is a messenger RNA of Triticum aestivum (bread wheat), 1084 nucleotides long. RefSeq names its product autophagy-related protein 18d. Gene Ontology annotation, molecular function: protein binding. Bases 190 to 801 code for a protein of 203 amino acids. The record is from RefSeq and is a predicted model, not a curated record. Lineage: Eukaryota; Viridiplantae; Streptophyta; Magnoliopsida; Poales; Poaceae. The transcript has 4 exons.
CUGCACUCGGUGGUGACGGGGGGCAAUCCCCUUGGCCUCUGCGCUGUGUCACCAGGCGCGCCCUUCACGUUCGCGUGCCCCGGCGCCAGGGAUGGUGAGGUGCACGUCGAGCGGUGGGAGGACAAGGGGGAGGUCGCGGGGUCCGUGGUGGCCAUACGUGCACACUCUUCCCGCCUUGCAUCCAUUGCCAUGUCUUGCGACGGCCGGCUCGUGGCCACAGCUAGCGUCAGGGGCACCCUCGUGCGCGUCUUCAGCGCCACUGACGGCGCGUUGCUCCAAGAGCUGAGGAGAGGCCGAGACGGAGCAGACAUCCACUGCAUCGCCUUCUCUCCGGAUUUAAAAUGGUUGGCGGUCAGCAGCGACAAGGCGACCGUGCACGUGUUCAGCGUCAAUGUCGAUUUGCCAAGCCUGACACCGGAGGACAGCAACGGUCCCGGCGGUCUCCUAGCAGCCCCGGCGCCGUCGUCUCCAGCAGUAGCUACAGCCAACAAGAGGUCGUCGCUGUCGUUCGCUGGAGGAUUCUUGCCGGGCUAUUUCAGUUCAGAAUGGUCGUCGACUCAGAUCCGCGUCCCUGAAGGCACCAAGUACUUGGUCGCGUUCAGCAGUCAGCCAAACACCCUUCUCAUCCUCGGCAUUAAUGGACGCUUCUACCGGUGCCGAUUCGACCCGGAAAAAGGAGGCGUAGUGGACGUGCGGCACAAAGGGACGCCUUGUGGGAGUGAGGAACAAGACGUGGAGUGCAUCAACUUCAUGAAUCCGAGCAAGAAAACAUCUAAUUCGAAGCCAUCAUAUGGCAGCUAGCCUUGUUAUCUUUGCUUUCUUCAUCUUCGUCUGUCUUAGGGAUGCAGAUUUGGAACCUCCAGGGUAUCCUUUGAUCCUACUUAUAGUUCAACUAAAUGAACUAACUUUUCAGAAUUCACCUCACUUUUGAAAAAAUAGUUCAUUUGGUUGAACCAAAAAAGUAUCGGAGGGUAUCCUUUAGAUUCAACAUUUGCAUCCCCAGUCUGUCAGAACAGUAAUAAAUGCACUACUGUCUGCGGCCCUACACCAUUUUGGAACGGUGCAUGAUUUUGUUUUUGUUCAA